Messenger RNA from Anthostomella pinea, 492 nucleotides. The record is from the annotation of a GenBank genome assembly. NCBI's taxonomy places the organism in Eukaryota, Fungi, Ascomycota, Sordariomycetes, Xylariales, Xylariaceae.
AUGGCUCAAAAGGCACGCAAGGACAGGGCAAGGGCCAACGCGGCGGCCCUGACGAACCUCCACAUCGGAAGCCUUGUGGUCAACACGCUGUUCGCACUAUUCAACCUGCUGUUCCGGAGGAGAUCGUUGCUACUCUACGUCCUCUUCUCAAUCCCGAGCUUUAUCUGCGAAUAUGUCUUGGAGUCGUCAGGUCGACCGAAGUACGACCCAUCAACAAACGCACUGAAGAUGGCGGGCGAGGACCUGUCUGCUCCUGGGCUCACUGAUUACAUGUUCGACGUCAUCUGGGUCACAUGGGCGUCUGCAGUCUUGGUCAUGUUCUUCGGUAAUUGGGGAUGGCUUCUAUGGGCUGUUGUGCCUGCCUACGGAGCUGUCAAGGGCUACAGUCUGUUCGGUGCGGCUCGGGGCAUGGCGGGCAUGCAGCAACAGCAGCAACAGCCGGAGGGUACGCCAGUAGCAGGCGGAAACCGCAAGCAACGACGUGCGGCCUGA